This is a messenger RNA of Patiria miniata (bat star), 6458 nucleotides long. RefSeq names its product zinc finger protein 423-like. The record is from RefSeq and is a predicted model, not a curated record. Bases 574 to 5367 code for a protein of 1597 amino acids. NCBI's taxonomy places the organism in Eukaryota, Metazoa, Echinodermata, Asteroidea, Valvatida, Asterinidae. The transcript has 6 exons.
GCCGCCCGGCUAGCUUAUCGUGCAUAUUUGUUGUCUAGGCAUAGGGAAGACGCAUGAUUGUCUUCGUAUCAGACUUGACGGCAAUGAGUUGGUACAGGGACUUCCGUAUGCCACAUACAAUGUCUGUUUUCCUAGAUUAACUGAAUCAAAAGCGAGUGAAAUAUACAAUUGAAUGCAUGUUCAUUUCAUAGAGGGUGAGUGAUUCCAUUGUAAGUCUAUGGCGUGAAGGGUGAAGCGGCGUUUCUUGGUAGAAGAAAACGGGUGGAAGGAUCAAGAAAGUACGGCCUCGAGAUUCCACCGCAGCGAUCGUGUGGGAGGUUUUCUUGGGGCGCUGCGCUCUGCAUGCACCGUCACCGCUCGGGCUCAUUGUCCGCUGGCACACAGCGGGAGAUUCCUGCGGGACUUCGCCUCAGCUACAUCACCGACUGCCUCGGUGUACCUCGUACACGUAAACAAGGCCCAUUCGUUGUGGCAGUAAGCCAUCGGAGAAGGACUUGACUGUAGAGGACGAUGCUAGUAUAAAUUUUUGGCUCGAGAGUUGACCGUCGUGGCCGUGUUCGUUGCGAUAUCAACAUGCGGGAACAAACGAAGCUUGUUGCAGCGGAACAAUGCGACCAGGGUGCUGGUGGAAUGUCCAGGCGAAAACAGGCCAAGCCAAGAGCAGUCAAGCGUGGUCCAUUCUUGAAGGGGUUAGCUAUCGGUGAGGCAGGACCAUCUUCUAGACCAGACCACGAGGUUGAGGAAGACAGGCUCUCGUUUUUAUCAGACGACACCAGAAGCAAGAAAGCUCGAUCGAGUGCCGGGGAGUCUUCGCAUCUUGAGGAAUCAACAAAGAGCCCAACCUGCAGCCAUCUCAAGACAUUUUGUGACGAUGACAAUGACUCCAUUGCCUCGGAGAGUGAGAGAAGACAUUCAGUGAAGCCACCUAGAAGCGAACGACAAUCUGAAGAAUUGCUUGACCUUGAAGAUGACGACCCAGCCAUUGAUGACGAUGUAGAUGAUGUUGGAGAAGACGAAGACGAAGAGAUUUACAAGUGCGACACCUGCAACUCAGCGUUUUUGAGCAUUGCCGAUUUCAUGGAUCAUAGGAACUAUGACUGCGACACAGAUAUCGGGAUUGGUGAGGUAGAUGAUUCACCCAGCAAGUUCUCUAUGUCUGGUUCAGAUGAAGGGAAUUCCUCCAGUGAGCUCCUGGAUCCUGACUCGCCAUACACCCUAGAGCAAGGUUCCCUGGAUAGCAACCUGCCCUACCAUUGCCAGUUCUGCGACCGAGCGUUCCACAGACUCACGUACCUCAAGCGCCACGAGCAAGUCCACAGCGACAAGAUGCCGUUCAAGUGCACAUUCUGCAGUCGGCUCUUCAAGCACAAACGCAGCCGGGACCGGCACGUCAAGCUGCACACGGGAGACAAGAAGUACCAGUGUCCCCAGUGUGAUGCAUCGUUCUCGCGUAGCGACCAUCUGAAGAUCCACCUCAAGACUCACACAACGGGGAAGCCCUUCCGAUGCCCGAUCUGUAAUCGCGGUUACACCACCAACGCAGCAUUGAUGGCACACACUCAGAACUUCCACAAGACGCAGAUGGUGACCAAAGGGAAAGAUUACAAGUGCGUGCACUGCUCUGCCACGUUCACGACAUCUGAGAACCUAUAUGAUCACCUUCAGACUCAUGUCUCCGAAUUGCCGGACGGAAAAACUGCCCUGUACACAGUCGCACACACAAAUGGGGAACCUUUCAAUGAGUCGCUGGACCCAGAAGAUGAAAACAAAUGUCCAGUUUGUGAAGAAACGCUAAUGUCUGUUGACGAGCUUCAGGCUCAUUUAGAUAUGCACAAGGACAGCAUGAAUAUUCCCUUGCAGUGCCAGUACUGUCCUCGGGCCUACUUCCCCAGCAUCACAGUGCUCAACGUCCACAUGAAGACUUUGCAUUCGGACAAGUUAUCCAAGAUACAUCAGUGCCAGUACUGUGGCAAAGAUUACCCCACCUUGUUCAAUCUGACUGAGCAUAUGUCAGCCAUGCAUGAGCCCCUCGGGACUCAUUCCAAUAGCUCCAACCAAGCCACUCCAACAAGCACCAUGCUUUCUUGUGCAUAUUGCACCAUGGAGUUUGGCUCAGGAAUCGCUCUGCGCAGCCACAUUGACAGUGUUCAUUCGAUUCCUAAUGCAAUCACUUACGAUGCGGACGGGCGCCUUCUCUGCCCACGUUGCAGCAUGGGGUUUCUGACCGAACAAGCGCUAUACGAGCACUUCCAGAAUUCUCACGGUAACGUGGAUUGCCAGUUGACCAAUGAUGCACGAGUGCAGUGUCAUCAGUGCACCAAAGUGUACCCCAAUCAUGCGAUGCUCCAGGAGCACGUUAAUCGUAGUCACAGCCAGGCACUUGACAGCAUGAAGUACCCUUGUCCCUACUGCAUCAAACAGAACCUCUUUGAUUCCAUUGAGCAGCUCCAGCUUCACGUCCAGGUCUUUCACCAGAGUGACCGAGCCCCGGUCUUCCUCUGCCCAGAAGAAGACUGUAAGGGCCACUUUGACACAGCCGAUGCCCUGAGUGAACAUCUACAGAAUGACCACAAUCAAGAAAACAGCAACAAAGACACACCCUCAUCAAGUAAGUCGACCAAUCCAGGGAAAAACAAGAAAGAGAAGAAUAAGGAGAAAGGUAAACACAAAGAAAAGCGGAAGUCAUCUUCUGGGAAGCAAACACCGAUCAGAGUUUUGCCACUAACCCCACCGGCGGAAGCUGACAAGCCUGUUGAACCUCGUCCAUCUAGCCCUCACACUGAUCACAGCAGCCAGGGAGCUUUCUCCUGCCCCACCUGUCAUAAUGAGUUCACUAACGAGGAGCAGUUAGUGGUCCACGUGCUUACCCACUACAAAACCAUCUCAGCAGAAUACAUCUGCAAAGAUUGCGGUAAGAGCUUCAAGAAGCCAGAUGAGUUGCAGAAGCACCUGUUUGAAAUCCACGCCCAUCACUUGUACAAGUGCUCCCUGUGCAAGGAGGUGUUUGACUCCAAGGUCUCGAUACAGGUGCACUUUGCUGUGAAGCACAGCAAUGAGUGCAAACUCUACAGCUGCAUGAAGUGCGGAGUGGUCUACCGCUCUGAAGGAGACCUCCUGGUCCAUGUCAAAUUUGAACACUUGAAGAUCACUCAGCCUUUCAAGUGCCUGUUCUGCAGCCAGAGUUUUGCCUCAGAUGUUGAGUUUCAGUGUCACCUCACAUCCCACUCAGAGCAGUUUCGUUGCCCAUUCUGCAAUGCUCCCUACAGCUCCCAGGAGACCCUAGAAGUGCAUUUAAGAGCCACUCAUGAUUACUCUGACGCUUCUCCGAGCGUACAGAAAUCCCAGACAAAUAAGGAGUCUCCCUCUGACAAGCCGACAUACAGCUCCGACUCGGAUAACAAUCCCAAGGAAGCCAAUGACAUGAAGCACGAGGAGGAAGGAUGCUUCAUCUGUAAGAUCUGUGACACCAAAUUCCCACUAAAGAUACUCCUUGAAAAACAUCACCUAAAGGAGCAUGACAUCCAGGCUCGCAGUGCCUCAAUCCAAUCCCAGAUGUCCUCAGUGACAGCCCAGACUUCAGAACCCAAGAGGAAGCAUAAGUACCCCUGCGACACCUGCCCUCUGAGCUUCAAGACCAAGUACGAGUUGAUGAAGCAUGCCAUCGAGCACACAGCAGAAUUCAAGCUGCGAUCAGAGAGCACGUCCCCCCAGCCCAUGGGCAUUUCCUCCAAACAGCCCACCUGGCACUGUAAGUGCUACGUCUGUAAGCAGCCCAUCCAGAUGGAAACGGAGUUCCUAAGUCACGCCCAGCAGCACAAUGAAGAAAUCGCCGGCCCUGGGAACACCAUCCGUUGCGUCGCCUGUCUGCAGAUACUCACCUCAAUGGUGGAGCUACAGCUUCAUGCGAGAUAUCACACCCAAGCCCCGCCAUCCACGGGAGUUCAUGAGUUAUACCCUUGCUACGUUUGCGGUAAAACGUUCGGUUCCAGAACAGAUGUGGUGCCCAAACUGGAUGGCAGCAAUCACCCUUGCUUCAUGUGUCUCAAUUGCAUCAAGGCAUCCCUUGAGAGCCAGUUUUCGGGGGUGUCGUCAGGGACACCUUUUGUCAAGAUACCUGCAAUGAACAACCACCGCUGCCCGAAAUGUAGCGUGAAGUUUGAAACCCGUGAGGAAUUGGAUACUCACCUGGUGACCCACGGGGCAGGGAAGACCUACCAGUGCAUCAAAUGCCAACAGAACUUUGCCACCGAGAUGGAAAUCCAGCUGCAUGUCACGACUCACGUGCUGUCUGAAGGGGUGCAUCUUGAGUGCAAACUGUGCAAGGAUAUCUUUGACUCCCCGGCCAAGCUACAGUGCCACCUCAUCAAUCAUUCCUUUGCCGACAAGGAGUACCGAUGUCCGAUAUGUAAGGCAAUGUUCAGCUGCGCUCAGGACAUUCAAGCUCAUGCAGUAGAGCACGGGAUGGAAGCACGGCGCCACAAGUGCUCCCAGUGCAGUCAGACUUUCUUCUUCUCAGCUGAACUCCAGAACCACGUCCUGUCCCAUCCCAGUCAAGAGGACUUGGGGAUCUUCCGGUGUGAAGAGUGCCGUCGUGUCUUCUCCUCCAGUGCCAGCCUGAGCAACCACUCCCGCCUGCAUGCUACCCCAACUGAUAAGGGCUUCAAGUGCUCCAUCUGCAUGGAGAUGUUCUACUCCACGGUGGACCUCCAGCAGCAUUAUUUCCGGACUCACUCUGAGGCGGAGCUCGGAUGCAAGAAGAAAUCCUUCAAAUGCGGUCAAUGCGACGAGGUGUUCCCCUGCCUGAGUAACCUUCAGGGACACAUGAGAAUCCACACCGAUGGAAGGAAGUACACCUGCACCACCUGCAAUAAAGUCUUCUCCCUCUCUCGUAAUCUGACCAUCCACAUGAGGUCUCACAGUGGGGAGAAGCCCUACCAGUGUCCGAUGUGCGACAAACGAUUCGCCCGUAAAGAGAACAGAAAGGUGCACCUUAAAUCGCACACCGGCAUCAAGCCAUUCAUGUGCCCUCACUGCGGGAAGAUGUUCUCGCGCAAGUGUCACGUCCGGGACCACAUGAGGACCCACACCAUGACGGUGACCCGAGGCUCCCUCUUCCAGUGCGAGUACUGCCAGGAGACCUUCACCUUGGCUAAGAACCUGCGUCGACACAUCCGUAGAAUCCACAAGGAGGAGGGCACGUCCCAGAGUAGUUCAGCUUCCCCACUCAGCUCGUCAGAAUCCCUCAUGGGUGAGGACGAAACAUCACCUGAAAUGGGAGCCUCCUCAGAGAGUGAUUCCUUGGGUGCCGAGCCUAUUGUCAGUAGUAGUCAGGACCCCCAAGCAACUGAAGAAAUGCAGAUUCUCUAAAAUGAUUUGAAAACAAAAAUAAGAUCACCCAUUGAUUUCUUGUCUAGAGAUCCCAAACUGGUCUCCUUUUAUUAACCCAUGUACAGCUCCACACCGCCCUGCAUGUUACUCCCUGUACUGCCUACAAGACAGCUCAGCACUGAAUGGGUUUUUAUGAAUACAUUGUACAUUGUUAUACAAUGAAGAACAGGUGCUAGCAGGUUCAAUCCUGCCCACUGAACUGCUAGAACUGUUGUCAUUUUCCAACCGUUCACUCACUGCAACCACCCUGUAAAACUGGGUAGAAAAUAAGUAGUUCUUUCCAUGAAAGAAAAGGUACGUAAAUUCUUAAUUCUGAAAUAGAAUAGUAUAUGCACAGUCAUUGAUGUCACAUAUUAUUAAUAUAUCAUUAUUAUUUUGGCAACUAGUCAAUUUUGAAAUUUUUAGUCAGUUUCAGAUUUUUAUUUUCAAAGCAUUUAUCAGUUUCAAGAACAUUUCCUCCUGGUAUAGUAAAAUUAACGAAAACAUCACUUACUUCCCAUUUAAUUUUUUUAAUAAAAAAAAUUGGUAGAUUGUUUUUUUUUUCUUCACAUGAUUUAAUUACAAUUGCAAGUAGAUCUUGCCAUUAGCUAUGGCAAAUGGAAAACUUUUCAUACAUUCUGAAUAUCCUCUGCUUGAAAUCAUGAUAGCAUUUAACCAACAUUCAUAAAUACCUAAGACAGUUUACCCACUCCCAUUGGUCGAGAGCCUGUCACGUGGCUGGUCUUAAACGGAUGAUAAAGACAUGGCUGGCUGGUUUUAAAUACUUUUCCCAGUGUCGCAUGAAAUUUGGAAUCCCAUGAAAUCCGGUGCCUUUUACCAUUUUAUUGGUUGAAUGAUCACAAUCCUCACGUAGACAUGGGCAAUUCUAGCAGCGAGUCAGUAUUUCAGUCCUAGAUUCACAACGCACUCGCCACAGCUGCAUCUGCGCGUCAUUACACAGUACGCGUGCGCCAAUCUCCAUAAAAGGAGUUGUUUACGUCUUACUCGCGAGCUGGAUACUCCAUUAUAUAGCUAGAGGGGUGUUUAAAAAAAGAAGAAAAUAUUUGAACAAAAUUGUUGGAAAUUUGUAA